UGCUGCAAUGGAGCUCAAGAGUUGUGCUGACUGCUCGUAGCUGGGAUUGCUUUUGGGAAUAAAACCGAGCUUCCCUCUGCGAAGGAAGGGGUGAAUUGCAGCAGUGUGUGUGUUCAGCACUGCAACGCUGCUGCUGCUGCUGCAAUUGAAGAGUAACGCUGAGAUAAGGUGUGAACUCUUCUUGCAGUAAGGAAAUGGAGGCACGGAGCUGAAGCAACACGUGGCUUCUUGUUUCUCCCUGCCUGCUCUUCGCAGCCCUGUUCAGCCCUGUUCCAUAACAGCAGCCAGCAGAGAUCGAGCAGCAGCUUACCUGGAAAGGCACUUGGCUCUGUGUGGUAGAUCCGAAGUCUUAGACCUUAAUAAGUACUGUGCAGGAUUCCAAGAAAGCCUACAGCAGUGUCAUACUUCUCAUACAUGGGAAGAGAUGGCUGACAUAAAUGGUGUCCUCCAUGCAUCUCGGUGGUUCUUGAGCUGCUUUGCUUCUUGGUGUGGUUCUUUUUCUGUCUCCCUGAUUCACUUCAAUGUCUCAAGGACUGCAAGUAUGAUUCUUUGUUUCCUAACUUACUCAGUUAUGCAGGGUCUGUUCUCUUCUUCCUGAACGCUUGCUUUUACGAGGGUCCUGUUAUUAGCAGUAAUAAUUUUAAGAAAGUUGGAAAUUGAGAUGUACUUCUGGUUCCGCAGGUGGUAAAUGUCACUUCAUUUCAGUUGCAUUUUCCUACUGUUUGCUAUCCUGUUGUUUUUUAGCAAAGCACCUACCGGGAGGAGAGUUGGCAAUGCAGGAAAUAGUGAAACUGCUCAUACAGAGUGCUUGCAUGCUUAAAUAGAAGUAUUCUUUUAUUUUUUUUCUCCUUCUGUAUUCCUCACGGGUAGCCUGUAUCAGUUUUGGUUCAGUCAUGUAGAUCUAAUCUGUGUGUUCUCAUAGGUGCUUUUUCUUUAUCCAGCAUGGGGGCAGUGAGUUCGUGCUGGCUGGUCAGAGCCACUCGAUUUUACCAUCAUGGCUGAUAACAUCUGAUGUGCUUCAGGGAAAUCUGUCUGUAACGGUGCUGAGUUUAUUCCUUGGUGGAUAGAGCGCAGGCUGCUGUGGUGGAGGGAGCUGCGGGGAGGUGAUGCUCCUGCUGGUUGAAACUCUGAGGUCCCCAGAUCAGCGCUCAGAACUCAGUACGCUGCUUCUCACUGUGAUGGAAGCCACCAGGCUGUGGGGUUUGUGGCUUCUCCAAAAAGUGGAUGGGACUUCCUGUGAAGAUAUGCAUUCAGCUCACAAUGAUUUUGAUGAGUACGCACUGUAUUGUGUGCUCUCAGAGGUGCCCUCCUUUCUUUCCUGACCCAUGUUGCUCCUGGCAGGGCCGGAGUUCCUUUAACUUUGGAGGUCUGAGAAGGCAGCGUAUGCGUGAGGUGUUUUGGAUCUGCCUUCCUCUCAGCGGUCUGCGAGAGGUGAGGCAGUCAGAGGCUUUCUUCACUGUGUGCUGUUCAACUUGUGGUCGUCUUCUGUCUUGUAUUGUACAUCUGCUCAGAAAUCAAAGCAGUGCUAUGGUGGAAGGGCCUGCAAAACAUCUAAGCACCAAAUGUCUUCUAAAUGUAUUUGUUCUUAUUGUUGUUUACUAGCUUCAGUUACAAGAGCAAUGGAAACUUCUUUCACUGGGAAAAAUGGAAAUGCUGUUUUACUUUGGAAUAUUUGAAUAACUUAGGCUCAGUGUUUGUUACAGAGAUGAACUGUAGUUACUCUGUUUUUGCUUGGCAUGCUUGUGUUGUAGAUCUGAACAACAUGUUUUGCAGAUUCUCUUCUCUUCUGCAGUCAUGCAAAGCAAGCCUUUCAGGCUAAAUGCUUGUAAAUUGCUUGGAGGUUUGCAAAUGAUCCCCUUGACUUUGCUACUCAGGCUUGUUGUAGUGAAGGCUGCAUGGUUUCAGACAGUAAGGGCUUCCAGCCUGCUGCCCUGUGGCCAAUAGUUGCGUGGGGAGUAGGAUAUGAAUGCAGUGCAGAUAUAUUUAUUAUAAUAUAUUGGUCCUUUUUGUUUUUAAAGUGCCUCGUGGCUCGAGAGUGUCUCCUUGUCUUGAGUACUUGGGGUCACCGAUAUGGUUAGCAGACUGCCAUCAGUAUGAGAAGUGAACCACUGGUCUCUUUUCUUAGGUAAUCCUUUGCGUUACUCUACACUGCUGGGGCUUUGCUUGUGGUCAGCAGCUUUGUGUAUUUUUACACAGGGCUUUGUAGCUCUGUUUGGAAACCCUCUAAAAGAAUUGACAAGUCGUAAGGGUGCUGUGCUCCCUGGUGAGGAUCAGCAUCUCGUCGUUAACAUGGGAUGAAACCUUCACCACUGGAAACAUGUUAUGUAAGGUUAUGUUAUUUAGUUUGCUUCCUGAGUGGAAAGUUCUGCUUUCACACAGUUCUGCAUGGAAAAUAAAGAGCAGUUGUCAGCUAUUUUUCGUACUUGAACACCUCCUAAAGCAAAACUUUAUCUUGGAGUAUCUGGCAUGAAUUUUGUUAGUAUUUUCAGUGUGGUGCAUGAGAAGAAGGAGCAUUAAUUUCAAAGUCUCUGCGUAUCCCAACUUGCUGUUUAAGGAGUGCUGGCUGGUAAAACUGGAUUGGGUUUAUCAUUCCAAAUAAUAAGGUCUAUUCUUUGUGUCCCUUUCAACUUCUUAUUUAAGCUGUUUUCUCUGGGAGUGAAGUUGUAUCUCUUAGCUGAUAGCUUUUCUGCCUUUGUACAAGGGCUUGCUGACUGAAACAAGACGCUGCGCUUACUUUUUAAUCCAAGAUGAUAUCAGCAUUUGGCAGGAAGCUGCCCGUAGGAGAUGUUUCAACUCUCAGUGCACUGACUUGUUGGUUUUACAGAAGUGACUUUUCCAUGGCCUUCAUCUUGCAAAAUAGGACAGGGCUCCAGCAGCUGAGCACGUGUGUGCUGACCUUAUAACACUUCGAUGGAAAUCCUCUGAACAAGCAGAAUUAUCAACUUCCCUUUUGCAGUGAAAUCUCUAUAAUGUGCAGUGGAAAUUGUUUUAGCGUGCUCAAGUCAAACUGUGCCUCUUUGAAUAUUUCUGCUCUCCCCUGCAAAUAAUGUAUGAUAGACAAAGAGGGCGGUUGUGAUGCUGGAUUAUUAUUAUUUUUGUGGUGAUGAUUGCCUUCCUCCCCCUCUUUGGUACCCGCUGUUCUCAUUCAUUUGGUCUUUUCUGGGCUUCUUCAGAUGGUGGGAGUGCAGGAGAAAACAUGAUGAUAGAUCAUCAAAGAGAAGUCAGGGAGGAGCUGUAGGUGGUACUUCAUUAAUGGUAGUUAUAAUUAGGGAAUUAGAAGGGAGAUUGUGGAGUGAGACUAGUGUGAGUGACUCGGGUGGUGCUGCAGUGUAGAUGGAAGUGCGUGUGCAAGGCUUGCAGUGCUUGGGACCUGUGUGUGAAGGUCGGAGCCUGCAGUGGAGCACAGACAGGCAGCACUUUGGAGGCAAAUCUGAAACUGGAAGCAUGGCUUGGUUUUCAGAGUACAGUGGUGGUGGUCUGCGAGAUGCUACCCUGAUAAUCAGAAGCACUGCAGUUGGAGACAGCUUAGGUUAAAAAUAUUCCAGUUAGCAUCUCUUCUGACUGUACAUCUGAUAGUUGCUAACAAAUCAGCCUAAACUUUGGUUUUCAUCUGCUGAUGAGAUUGUGCCACUCUUUCAUGUUCUGCAGAGGGCCAAUACGAGUGGAAUUGCUUGGUUUUUAAUAAAUACACUUCUUCAGCUUUCUUGCUUCAUGUUACUGUGAAGCAGUGUGACAGAUGUCUUAACUGUUUUAUGCCUCUACUUAAUUGGCAGAUGGAGCUGUCUCUUGGUUAUGUGUUAUCUGGUUAUCUGAGUGGCAGCAGGGCAGCUUAGGGCUUUGUGGCGUGGUUUGAACGUGGAGGUAAGAAUACAGACCAGCACUGAACGAGUGUAGGAACUUGUGUUGUUUGAUUUGCAGCAUUUGAGAGAAGUGCUGAGGGCUCAGAGGCUUUUCUUUGGGAUUUUUUUAGUCCAUCUGCAUUAGGGCAUCCUUUUAGUCUUGUCCUGACUUCUUCCCAAACGUAACUAGAAUUCAUGAUGAAGAAUACGUGCAGUAUUUAUCAUGAAGCUUUAUUUCAUGUGCUAGGAUUUAAUUGCUAACAGAUACCUGAUUUCCACUGAUACCAUUGUUGAUCUUACUAUGUUGUGGUAGCUUGAAUGCCCACUCCAUCAAAGUGACCAUAGAUCAGUACAAUAGAUCUGUUCCUUUCCUAAUGUGAACAAACUGAAUAACUUGAAUGUGCUCGCACUGCUUAAAGCUUUUGCACAAGCAGGGUUGCUCCAGAGGCGUUCAGUUGCAUGCGAGUCAGAACUCAAGCUAGCAACUUCCUGUUCCAGCUGGGGUGUUAGCUUAGUACCUCUAAAGGCUUUUCACCAACAGUUGUAACUGGUGUCAGUUUAAUCUUGUGGUUUACAGUGAGCUUUCCUCCAAAAUGUAGGCUGUGACACUUCAUUAAAGGCGGCCGAAGUAGUGCGUGUUGUAGAGGACGUCUGCUUGGGGACAACAAGCAGUUGAGCAAAUUUAAGAUGAUUUGAUCCUAGUUUUUUCCUGUUCUACAAACCUGCUGCUUUGGGCACCACAGAACAAAACUGAUGGAGAAUGUUGGUUGUGUUCUCGUGUACGGAUGGCGGUGUGUAAGAAUAUGCAGAGCAGGAAUUGACUUUAAGAUCAGAACCAUAGAAUUAGAUGGGAAGAAAAUCAAACUGCAGAUAUGGGAUACAGCAGGCCAGGAGAGGUUCCGCACAAUCACAACAGCUUACUACAGAGGAGCCAUGGGAAUUAUGCUGGUGUAUGACAUAACAAAUGAAAAGUCUUUUGACAACAUAAAAAACUGGAUAAGAAACAUUGAAGAGCAUGCCUCUUCAGAUGUAGAGCGAAUGAUCCUGGGUAACAAAUGUGACAUGAAUGAAAAGAGACAAGUCUCCAAAGAAAAGGGGGAAAAGUUAGCAAUUGAUUAUGGAAUCAAAUUUUUGGAGACAAGUGCAAAGUCCAGCAUAAAUGUGGAAGAGGCUUUUUUCACACUUGCACGGGACAUUAUGACAAAGCUCAACAGAAAAAUGAAUGACAGCAGUUCAUCGGGGGCAGGUGGGCCGGUAAAAAUAACAGAAAAUCGAUCUAAGAAGAGCAGCUUCUUUCGAUGCACGCUACUUUGAUGAACUUUUAACAAUAGACUGCAGCACACUUAGAACCUUUUCUGCUUCUUUGAAAGCACAGGGUCACAAAGCCUCAGAAAUAAUACCACCAAGCUGCUGCUGAGAGCUCCAUUGAACGUAGACUGCGAUACACAAAAUAUCAAGUGGAUUUUGCUCACUAAGCCUAUUGUUCUGUCAGGCUCCUCUUUCUCAAAUAUGGAAGCUAUGAAGUGGAGACACAAAUGCAAGAGUUAACUUGUUUUCCUUUUUUACUUUCUGUUUUAUUGCCUGUUGCAAAAGCUGCUAUGUUUCUUUUAACUUUGCACAUCCAUAUUAGCCUCUUACUGCCUGUUACAGCACAAUCUUACAUUUGUAUUUGCACAGUUUCACUUGUAAGUAAGAUUCUUAACAGAUUUGUGCAGAUUUUCCUUUUUUGAACAAAUUUAUUUUAAAGCAGAACAGCCGGAGGACAGAUUAAGUCACUUCCAUUAUUUUCUUUGCUGUGUACUUACGGCCAUGACUGCGCUGUGGGUGUUGACACUCUAGUGAUGAGAAUUACUCUAACAAUUGACAUUUAACAAUUUGUAUGAGUUCUGUCUCAGAGAUGCACAAAUCUGUUCAUGCAGAAGCAAUGGCUUUUAUUCUGAAUGUAGUAUGUUGCUUUUCUUUCUUUACCAGAUAUAGAAAAGUUGUGUUCUGAAUUGCCAGUCACUGUCUGAUUUCACAGAUGCACCUUUCGGUAAUUUUAAUAAACGCCGUGUCUUUCCUCACUUAACUUCCAUUUGUUAGCUCAAACUGUCUGCACCUUUUCUUUGUUUUUAUGAGGAAGUACACUCUGGAAUUGAGAUCAUCACAAAUUGGCCUCGUUGCUAUCACUUAAGUGGCUUAUGGAAUCUGAACGCAUGAGUUUUGAGUAACCACUUUGUGGAUUCACUUGCUCAGAAUGACCGCUCUAAUGGUGACUUUGAUUUCUAUUUUAAUGACAAAGAUGGUCUGUUAAUGUCUGUAAGCAUCAGCCCUUGUCAAAAAAGUGUCCAAAAGUUAGCUUCCUGUGUGGUUGAAGUUCAUCAAGCUCUGGCACUACAUAAAGGGUCACAUUCGGGCUGGAACGUAAUAUUGGUUAUGCAGUUAAUGAUGAAUGUAUAAAGCCCUCAUUGGUCUGCUCAAGCAGUACACUUUUUGUUUUCAUUAAAAACUGGUACAGUGACCUAGACUGUUAGAAGCAGAGUUGAAACUUAGUUGCCUUUUUUACUCAACUGAGCAUUGUAUAAGGUAGUCUUUGUUCCUACUACUUUUUUUAUUGUCUACUGAAAUUUUUCCUCAAUGAGCAAGUAAAAUAGGUGCUCUAGUUCUGUUGAUGUGCCAAACUUGGACCAUUGUAAGCUUUAACUACAAGUUUGUGUCCAGCAUGUUUGUUAUUAGGGGAUAGGUGGAUUCUGUCAUUGGCAAAGUAAUGUCUCUGACCUGCUUGCUUUUGCUUCACAAUGUUGUCAAGUUGCAAACAGUGAAUUGGUUGUUACUGCAGAUAACUGCUUCAUUCGUGGUGUCCGGUACUGAAUUUGUCAUCUUGGGUCUGUUGUAAAUACUGCGCAAGUGAACAGACCAAUAGCAUUAGAUAUAAAAGGACCUUUGAUUUGAAAAGAUCUAACAGUAGUAGCUGGUUCUAUAAAGAUUAAAUUGUUAUCAACCUGUCCCCACGUGUAGCUUAAUAGAAAUAGUUAUUGUAAUUAGAUGGUGAAUCUCAUAACCUUCUGUUGCUGCACUUAAAGAAAAAUCGUAAUGGCAGCAAAGGUUUAGUGGAAAGUCAAAGCAUCCCUAACUGCUCGUUUGUCUACCCUUGAUGUUUUUCUUGGACAGGUUAAAGCAGUUAUGUUUUCUGUAUGUUUUUUCUUUUUCUUCUUUUUGGAAAAAAAAAAAAGUGCUUCUGUACAGAAAGUGUUGUGACACCAAUUAUGAAUGUUGUUUAUUUUCAGUAAUUUACCUCCGACUUACUUGGUGUCGUAAUACUUUGAUUUUUAUCUCAGGGGUUGUCUGCAAACCAAAACUGACAUGUUCUGUGUUUGGCACCGUUUACAGAAUGCUUUGUGUUGUUUUUCCUGUCUUCGCUGUGUGGUUAAGUGUACAUUCAAUAGUAGUCUCCAUGAACUUCCCUUUGAAAGAGCCUGUAAGUAGGAGAGUCUAUGAAGUGCUUCUUGAAGCAGCAGUGAAUUGGGGUAUCUGCUCUGUAUUUGGGGGGGGCGGGGGGAAACUUGCUAUUUUCUUACAUUUAGCUGUGCUAAACUGUACAUAAAUGUGAGGUAAGACCAUAGGAAAUUCACUUUAUGCAUGAUAAAAUGAUGCAGUAAAUAUUUCACUUUGCUUAAUGUUCAUGUAAAGUUCAUCUUUUUCUAUUUGUAGAAGAAUUUAGUGCAAUUUUGUUGUCCCCUGCUGAAACUGAAGAAUUCUAAUUUCAUGUGGUCUUAUGGAUAAGGUAAAAUGCAGAUUUCUCUCUGUUUUGCCCCCACCCCUGUUCUCCAGCAGUAUUAAAUGGCUGAGUGGCUGCACUUUGUCAGUGUGCUAACUUCUGGUCAGUAUAGACCUUUCUGUCUACAGUCUGCCUUGUCAGACAUAGAAAACCGUGCUGUAUCUUAGCGUGCAAAUCAGCUGUAUGUUUUACUGGGAAUUUUUUAGCUAUGUUUUGCUCUAGACAAGUGGGUGAUGAUAAAUGACAUGUUCUGCCUAGGCAUCAGAUGCUGGGUACUACAGGCUUUUCUAAUACCAGUCUGAUUGUUUUGUGCAGUCUCUGUUGCUACUUUGCUCAAAUCUAUAUAACCUAAAUUUUGAAGGACUCAACUAUACCUCAGCCAACUAGUUAGUAUUCUCAUGUUCAUUACUAUGAAAGUCAUAGAAUUAUUCAUUAAGCAGCAAAUGUUAUCUCUUUUUUGCUCCAGAAAUUGCCAUUAAGCUUUUAGGAGAAGCAGAUGUUUCUGGUGGAUUUUAAUGGAAUAAAACCACUGUUUGUGCUGUUGAGGUUUCUUGAAAUGUUUCUCUGCCCCGUGUCUGUGUACUACAUCUUGACCAAUAUUUUUCUAAAUGGUUUAAAAAGAAAUGUGGUCUCAGUUUUAGCAUUGCAGUUUUAGCUUCCAGUCUGCGCUCAGCAAAACAUGAAGUUGUUUUUGUUGAGUAUAUCUAGAAUAUUUGAUUUACUUAAUGUCUCACUGGAAGUUGUAUUAUUAUUAAAGCUUAAACCACUCGAAACAUAGCUAACUUUUCUAUUUGGGGGACAGACUUAAAGAUACCAGUUGAAUUUUCAGACCUGUAGUUGUGGUGUUUCUUUUUUGUUUUCUUUUGUGCCCUUUUUUACAUAAACUAUUUCCAUUGUAAGUACAUUCCCCUUUCUAGUCCGCUGAAGUCAUUUAAAAGGCACAGUCAUUUUCACAAGUGAAAAAAGGAUUCUUGAAUAUACAUAUUGCAUUAAAAUAUUGUGAAUGGAUACUGAUUUGAAGUACAUGAAUGAUAUGUAAAAAUGCAUAAAUGUUAUUUGUGGAAAUGGCCUGUUAUUUUGCUAUCUGUUAAUGUAACUGAAAUUUUGCAGCGUUAAACUUGUUAAGGAUUGGUCUGUAGGUGAUGAUAAAUAGGUCUUUUCUUUUCCAUUCACUGAACCGCUUAUAAAUUCUUAUAAAUAAAACUUGUAUUUCUCUCUUCCACAAAAGCAGGAUUUCCACUGAUUUUUCUUGUUUCUGGUGAAUUUAAGUAUUUUAGUGCAUUCCUAUGGCCUUACAGAUGUUUUUGCAACUAAAACUUCAAUUACAGUUAUUUUAAUGCAAUGUAGCUACUAAAUUCAGACUAGAAAGUAUAGUCCUUGAGAAAUUGCUUAAUUUUGAAAUAGAAGUGUUCUACUGUGUGUGUUUAAGCACAUUUUUAUCUCUGAUCAAAGGUGUAAUGUGAAAAGCUCCUGCAGAUAAAGUGAUCUUGUCAUGUGAUUAACCUGUAAGCCUAAUCAUUGUGUAUUGAUGUGUAUAGACAAAAAAAAAAAAAUCCCCUCCCAAAAAAACCACUUUAAAUUCUAAUGGUUUUAUUAUUCCAUGUGAACUUUUUUACAAUAAUAUGUCUCAAAUAAAAGUUACGUAAUGAAAAGAA
Messenger RNA from Phasianus colchicus (ring-necked pheasant), 9251 nucleotides. RefSeq names its product RAB8B, member RAS oncogene family (gene RAB8B). Gene Ontology annotation, molecular function: GTPase activity; GTP binding. The record is from RefSeq and is a predicted model, not a curated record. NCBI's taxonomy places the organism in Eukaryota, Metazoa, Chordata, Aves, Galliformes, Phasianidae.